Molecule: messenger RNA, 3807 nt
Organism: Etheostoma spectabile (orangethroat darter)
Lineage: Eukaryota; Metazoa; Chordata; Actinopteri; Perciformes; Percidae
Product: mucin-2
Exons: 11
Coding region: 5-3493 (1162 amino acids)
Source: RefSeq, a predicted model, not a curated record
CUAAAUGAAAGAAAAUCCAUGUGAAAGACACAAUAGGGAAGGGGAGAGAGAGAGUGAAGGAGAGGCUGUGUGUGUUGAAAGUAGGCUACACACAGCAUGCGUUGGUGUUGGUAUUCAUUUAGUGUCUUUGCGUGGAGAGACUCACACAUUCACUAUGUCGCUCUCUCUGCUGCUGCUGCUGCUGCUGCUGCCCAUCUGCAGCAGCCAGGCUAGUUUUUAUGGGACAGUGAUGACUUACUAUCCAAAAAACACUUACGCAGAUGGAUCUGUCACGGUGGUCCUACGCUAUAAGCUAAGCUUCCGCACUUGCCAAGAGAAUGCGUCGUGGACCUGCGGCAGUGGGGAUUGUGGGAAUGAGAGUUCUUUAGUGCUAAACAUAGUGGACCAGAACAGCAGUGGAGCGGUGUGUCAGAGAGAGGGAAUCAUGACUCGCCAGGCUCCUAGCAACGCUCCGUUUCAGCUGGUUUUGAACGGGACGUCCUGGAUAGAGAACAUACAAAACAUCUCUGGGUGGAAUGCUGUGACUCGGGUUGAACUGAGGAACCGGUCGGACACCGGCCGAGCCAACACAUCCCCCCAGACCACCAUCCUGCCAGAUCUGAGAGUUCCUUCAAACUGUCAGAGAGAUUUCAGCCUGUUGGCGUUUGACCCUGAUGGAGAUGAAGUUAGAUGCAGAUUUGGAGACAUAACAAUACCCUCCUGUACUCUGUCAUUCAUCCCAGUAGGCAACAGUUUUGAACGCGUGUACGUCCAACAGCUGGUGAUGGAGGACUUUCCCAGGCAGAACAUCAGCCUGACUCAAACUGGCGGUUCGCAGUCGAUCAUAACUCCCAACGAAGCUAUCAGCCAAAUACCUGUCCAGUUUGCUUUUGCACUGGACCCUGCGGUGCCGUCUUGCACAGAAGGACUCUAUCUGCCCAAAUUCCUGCCUCCAACCUCAGUCAACAGAGCUGAGCUGUACACCUCUGUCAAUCACACCCUGGAAAUCAACAUCCGUGCUGAGGCAAAUGUCUCCACAAUAUCUGAGCUGCUGUUCAGCGGGCCAUACAACACAGUCCAGACUACAUCAGGAACAGGACAGUACACCCUGAGAUGGACGCCGUCUGAACAAGAAGAUGGAGAAAGCCACCCGAUCUGCUUUGUUGUCCAGGCAGUUUCCAAUUCCAGCACGUAUCAGUCUGAGCUUCGAUGUGUCAUUGUGAUUGUUGAAAACGCAGUCCUUCCUUCAGCUACAACACCAGAAGUAAGAACCAGCAUCAAUAUAACAACCACACGAAGCACAAUCACUGCUAACCCCAACCUAACUACAACAACCCCACAAACAACCACAGAACCCCCAACAAGUACCCCACUGACAACGUCACCCAUCACCACGCCAAUUACAACAACCCCACAAACAACCACUGAUCCCCCAACAAUUACCCCACUGACCACAUCACCCAUCACUACACCAACUACAACAACCCCACAAACAACAACUAUCCCACUGACCACAUCACCCAUCACUACACCAAAUACAACAACCAUCAUCAAUGUAACAACCACACAAAGCACAAUCACUGCUAACCCCAACCUAACUACAACAACCCCACAAACAACCACAGAACCCCCAACAAGUACCCCACUGACAACGUCACCCAUCACCACGCCAAUUACAACAACCCCACAAACAACCACUGAUCCCCCAACAAUUACCCCACUGACCACAUCACCCAUCACUACACCAACUACAACAACCCCACAAACAACAACUAUCCCACUGAUCACAUCACCCAUCACUACACCAAAUACAACAACCAUCAUCAAUGUAACAACCACACAAAGCACAAUCACUGCUAACCCCAACCUAACUACAACAACCCCACAAACAACCACUGAUCCCCAAACACUUACCCCACUGACAACAUCACCCAUCACUACGCCAAAUACAACAACAAUCAUCAUCAAUGUAACAACCACACAAAGCACAAUCACUACUAACAACAACCUAACUACAACAACCCCACAAACAACCACAGAACCCCCAACAACUACCCCACUGAGCACAUCACCCAUCACUACGCCAAAUACAACAACCAUCAUCAAUGUAACAACCACACAAAGCACAAUCACUGCUAACAACAACCUAACUACAACAACCCCACAAACAACCACUGAUCCCCCAACACUUACCCCACUGACCACAUCACCCAUCACUACGCCAAAUGCAACAACCAUCAUCAAUGUAACAACCACACAAAGCACAAUCACUACUAACAACAACCUAACUACAACAACCCCACAAACAACCACUGAUCCCCCAACACUUACCCCACUGACCACAUCACCCAUCACUACGCCAAAUGCAACAACCAUCAUCAAUGUAACAACCACACAAAGCACAAUCACUACUAACAACAACCUAACUACAACAACCCCACAAACAACCACAGAACCCCCAACAACUACCCCACUGACCACAUCACCCAUCACUACGCCAAAUACAACAACCAUCAUCAAUGUAACAAGCACACAAAGCACAAUCACUACUAACAACAACCUAACUACAACAACCCCACAAACAACCACUGAUCCCCCAACACUUACCCCACUGACCACAUCACCCAUCACUACGCCAAAUGCAACAACCAUCAUCAAUGUAACAACCACACAAAGCACAAUCACUGCUAACCCCAACCUAACUACAACAACCCCACAAACAACCACUGAUCCCCCAACACUUACCCCACUGACCACAUCACCCAUCACUACGCCAAAUACAACAACCAUCAUCAAUGUAACAACCACACAAAGCACAAUCACUACAAACCCCAACCUAACUACAACAACCCCACAAACAACCACAGAACCCCCAACAACUACCCCACUGACCAUAUCCCCCAUCACCACGCCAACUACAACAACCCCACAAACAACAACCACCCCACUGACCAUAUCACCCAUCACUACGCCAAAUACAACAACCAUCAUUAAUUUAACAACCACACAAAGCACAAUCAUUACUAACCCCAACCUAACUACAACAACCCCACAAACAACCACUGAUCCCCCAACACUUACCCCACUGACCACAUCAAUCAUCACCAUGCCAACUAUAACAACCCCACAAACAACAACUAUCCCACUGACUACAUUACCCACCACUACGCCAACUACAACAACCCCACAAACAGCUAUCCCACUGACCACAUCACCCACCACUACGCCAACUACAACAACCCCCCAAACAACAAUUAUCCCACUGACCACAUCACCCACCACUACGCCAACUACAGCAAGUCCACCACCAGUUACUACACCUGAGGUCACAACAGGUGUAAACAUCAUCUCAAACCCAUUUGUUGUUGUUUUGAAAAUGAAGCUUUCCUCUCCGUCUCCGCUGUCUGAAGACUACAUCAGGACUACUGUCAUGCAACAGAUCAGAGAUGAACUGGCGAGAUAUGGACUGCCUUUAACUGGCACUAUACGCCUUCUGAGUAGUGUGCAAACAUAAUUUACGUGAACAUUUAUUGACCCCUGGAAAGAAAUGUAUUCAGUUUCCUGUCAAAUUCAAAACGUUUAAACAUAUUCACACUUUAUUGCUUAGAUACCAUGGAUGUAAACCAAGAAGUUCACUGUUUGAAUGUGUAAGCUUCCUGUUGGGGUGUGUUUUAAAAUGUUUUUGUCCGAUGGGAACUACAUAUCAAUAUCACUAAAAUACAUGCUGACACGCUGUACACAUAGACGCAUGUACAGCUACGUCUACAUACAAAAGUGUCCUCAAUACAAAAACAGGAGAGCCAUUUAAAAAACAAAUGCAUGAUUAAA